Molecule: messenger RNA, 1608 nt
Organism: Pichia kudriavzevii
Lineage: Eukaryota; Fungi; Ascomycota; Pichiomycetes; Pichiales; Pichiaceae
Exons: 1
Coding region: 1-1608 (535 amino acids)
Biological process (GO): amino acid biosynthetic process
Molecular function (GO): aspartate kinase activity
Source: RefSeq, a predicted model, not a curated record
AUGUCUACCACUUCACUAUACAACUUGAAUUCGGGUUGGAUCGUACAAAAAUUUGGAGGUACUUCUGUUGGUAAAUUUGCACUUGAGAUUGCGUUGGAUAUAGUUAAGAAAUACAAUGAAACCAACCAAAUUGCUGUUGUUUGUAGUGCCAGAUCGACGCAGACAAAAUCGGAAGGUACCACUACACGUUUGAUCUUAGCCUCCGAAUUAGCUAUUGAUGAUAAAGAGGAGGAGUUUAAGAAGACCUUGAAGUUAAUCAAGGACGACCAUGUUGCCAAUGCGGAAAAGCUAAUUCAGAAUGUCGAGCUAAGGAAACAGUUGAUCAAAGAUACAGAGCUUGAGGUCGACAUGGUUGAGAAGUUGUUAGAUGCUUGUUGUGUUAUUGGCGAAAUCAGUACCAAGUCUUUGGAUACCAUUAUGUCAUGUGGUGAAAAAUUGUCUUGUUUAUUUAUGAGUGCCCUCUUGAAUGACAACAACGUCCCUUCUAAAUAUAUCGACCUAUCCAACAUUGUGAGCCAGCUGGAUUUUAUCAAUGAUGACAGGCUUUCAAAUAAUGAACAAUCCUUGGAUCCUUUCUUCUAUAAGGCAUUGGCAAAGACAAUUGCCAGGGAGAUUCAGAAGUUGGACAAUGGUGUUGUCCCUGUUAUUACUGGGUUCUUUGGACCUGUACCUGGCGGGUUGCUAAACUCAGUUGGUAGAGGUUACACUGACUUAUGUGCGGCUAUUUGUGCUGUUGGGUUAUCUGCCAAUGAAUUGCAAAUCUGGAAAGAGGUUGAUGGUAUUUUCACGGCCGAUCCUCGGAAAGUCAAGACUGCUCGGUUGCUUAAAUCGGUCACACCUGAUGAGGCAGCAGAAUUAACCUACUACGGUUCCGAAGUCAUCCAUCCAUUCACCAUGGAACAAGUCAUCAAUGCAAGAAUUCCAAUCAGAAUCAAAAAUGUCAUGAAUCCAAAUGGAGAAGGUACAAUCAUCUAUCCCGACAAUAUUGGUAAGAAGGGCGAAUCAACGCCGCCUCAUCCUCCUGCAGCUUUGGAGGCGCUACCAUCGGAUUUCUUAAAUAAGGCGGCGAAAAUGAAAAUUCCUACUGCUGUGACGGCAAAAUCAGAUAUUGCGGUUGUCAAUAUCCAUUCCAACAAGAAAACCUUGUCACAUGGGUUUUUGGCUAAUGUUUUCAGUAUAUUGGAUAAGCAUCGGACGGUUGUUGAUUUGAUUUCCACAAGUGAAGUUCAUGUCUCUAUGGCUGUCAAUUAUGACAAAGAAAAGAGGAAAUAUUUCUUAAGAGUCAUUGAAGACCUGAAGAAAUUUGGUGCUGUAGAUGUAACCUAUGAUUUAUCGAUUGUCUCGCUAGUUGGAAUCCACAUGAAGCAAUUGAUUGGUACUGCAGGUGCAAUGUUUAAGGUUCUAGCGGAUGAGCAGAUCAACAUUGAAAUGAUUUCCCAAGGUGCAAAUGAAAUCAACAUUAGUUGUGUUAUUAGCAAGGACAAUGUCAUUAAGGCCUUGAAUGCGUUACAUGAUAACCUACUAUUACAUCCGUUCAAAAACAACAAAUAUAGCCUGUCCUUUGAGAACGAAUCUGCAAUUUCUCAUUUGAAGCUAUCCAGCAAUUGA